AUGGCUGCGGGACAAAUCAGAUCCUGGGAAAACCAGAGCACAGUGAAUGAGUUCAUCUUACUGGGAUAUCAAGAGUAUCCUGCUGUCCUCCUCACAGCCUUCCUAGCCAUAUAUAUGACCAUUAUGCUGGGCAAUAGUCUCAUUGUAGUGGUGACAACAUGGGACCCUGCCUUGCAGACCCCCAUGUACUUCUUCCUCCGCAGCCUCUCAGCAUUGGAAAUGUGUUACACUUCAGUCACCCUUCCUAAGAUGAUGGCCAAUUUAGCCUCAGGGGACCUCUCCAUCUCACUAUCAGCCUGUGCAUCACAGAUGUUCUUCCUUCUCUUCUUAGGUGCGACAGAAUGCUUUCUGUUGGCAGUCAUGGCUUAUGACCGCUAUCUCGCCAUUUGUCUCCCUCUUCACUACAUGACAACUAUGAGUCAGAAGGUGCAGGUGGGGCUUGUGGCCAGUUCAUUUGCCAUCAGUCUCCCGAUGCAGCUGAUCCAGAUUGGACUCAUCUUCUCUUUGCCUUUCUGUGGACCCAAUGAGAUUGACCACUUUUUCUGUGACAUCCCACCAGUACUUAGCCUGGCAUGUGCUGAUUUGUAUGUCAAUGAGUUGGCUGUGUAUACUGAGAACAUCCUCUUUGUCAUAAUCCCCUUUGGACUUAUCUUGGCCUCUUACAUCCAUAUCACCAAGACCAUCUUGUGUAUACCUUCAGCCACAGGGCGGCAGAAGGCCUUUUCAACUUGCUCAUCCCAUAUCACUGUAGUGAUUCUCUUCUAUGGCUCUGCAAUGCUUGUCUACCUGCAGCCCAAAUCUCCUGGUUCAGCAAAAGUUAACAAGUGGCUUUCUCUAUUCUACACAGUCAUCAUUCCCCUUUGCAACCCCCUGAUCUAUACUCUAAGGAAUCGUGAGGCAAAAGCUGCCCUUAGGAGACUAUUGGGAAAGGCGUUUUGA
Messenger RNA from Anolis sagrei ordinatus, 939 nucleotides. RefSeq names its product olfactory receptor 10AG1-like. Gene Ontology annotation, biological process: G protein-coupled receptor signaling pathway; detection of chemical stimulus involved in sensory perception of smell. Gene Ontology annotation, cellular component: plasma membrane. Lineage: Eukaryota; Metazoa; Chordata; Lepidosauria; Squamata; Anolidae. Gene Ontology annotation, molecular function: G protein-coupled receptor activity; olfactory receptor activity. The record is from RefSeq and is a predicted model, not a curated record.